AUGAGUGGUGAGAUGAUUGAAAGUGCUGUAAAGAGCGGGAAGAUUGAUGUUGGGGAUAACAACAGACGACAAAAUUCAAAGAAAAAAGAAAGUGAGAUAAACAACGUGAAUACACAUAGCAAAUCGAUUACGGUGAAUCAGCCCAGAAAGGUAGUGUCUGGUCAACAGGGUUCAUCAAAGCAAGAAUCUGGUACAAGGCCAGGUAAUGAGAGGCCUCAGUUUACACCCAUUCCUAUGUCGUACAAAAAGUUGUAUCAGAAUUUAUUUAACGCGCACGUUGUUGCCCCAUUUUAUUUGACCCCCUUACAGCCUCCAUAUCCUAAAUGGUAUGACGCAAAUGCACAAUGCGAUUACCAUGCAGGAGUUACGGGGUACUCCAUAGAGCAUUGUACUGCUUUUAAAAAGCUUGUUGAGAAGUUGAUUCAGAUGGGCGUUGUCAAGAUAGAUGAUACAUCAGGUACGGAAAAUCCAUUACCCAAACAUAAUGAUGCAGGGGUAAACAUGGUAGGGGAAGGUACAGGGAAGAAGGUCAAGGAGAAUAUUGCUGAGGUAAAGAUCCCUUUGAGGAGGGAUUGGAAGGAAAUGGUAAGAAGAAGAUUGAUUGUUUCAGAUUUAGUAGAGGGUGGCAAGACCCAAAAUUAUUGUGAGUUCCAUCAGGAGGUGGGACAUGAAAUUCAAAGAUGUGAGAAGUUCAGAGCUCUGGUCCAGACCAUGAUGGAUGUUGGAGAAAUGGAGUUUUUUGAAGAGGAAGAAAGAAAAGAAAAUAUAUGCGCAUCGGAGUCAGAGACGAGGAUUCCGAAGAUAAUCAUCUCGCGCCCUAGGGUUACUGAAGUCAGGGCACAAAUGACACCGAAGAUUGUUAUUCAAAAGCCGGUGAAGUUUUUGUAUAAGGAUAACAAGAAGGUCCCUUGGAAUUAUAAAUGCAAGGUAACGGUUUCGGGGAAAGAAGCUUCAGUUAGGGUUGAGAAAGAAAACCAAAAGAUAGGUUCUUAUACGAAUGCCGAGGAGUACUGUGGUCGGAUAAAUGCUGAAACAGAGUCGGUGGGAGGAAAAGUCCUUGCAGCAGAGCAAAAGAAAGAGAAGAAGGCUGAAUUAAGUGAGUAUAGUGUUGUAGAGCAGCUGCAUAAACAGCCAGCUCGUAUAUCUGUGUUGACUUUGCUCAGAAGUUCAGAGGUGCAUCGAAAUGCGCUAAUGAAGGCAUUAAAUGAAACUUACGUGGCAAGUGAUAUUUCUGUCAACCAAUUGGAUCGGUUGGUCAACAAUAUAAGCGUUGAUAAUUUUAUCUUCUUCAAUGAUGACGAAAUACCAUAUGGAGGUAUGGGGUCCACAAAAGCUCUGCACAUUACUGCUCGGUGUAAAGGAAGCCUGGUGUCUGGAGUUUUAAUUGAUAAUGGGUCUGCAUUGAAUGUGCUGCCCUUAUCUACUCUCAAUAGGCUACCUGUGGAUAGCUCACAUAUGAAAACAUGUCAAAACAUGGUAAGAGCAUUCGAUAGGACGGAAAGGAAGGUUUUGGGGAGGAUUGAGAUACCGUUGCUGAUAGGCCCGAAUACUUAUGAAGUAGAUUUCAUUGUAAUGGAUAUUAAGCCUUCAUAUAACUGUUUAUUAGGCAGACCUUGGAUACAUUCGGCGGGGGCCGUGCCUUCAACGCUGCAUCAGAAGUUAAAAUUGGUGACAGAAGGACGGUUAGUGACAAUAAAUGCCAAGGAAAGUAUUAUUGCGUCAGUGACCAGCAAUGCACCAUAUGUGGAGACGGACGAAGAGGCGGUGGAAUGUUCUUUCCAAACUUUAGAGUUUAUUAAUACAAUAUUUAUUGCUGAGGGGAAUAGAAUUCUAAUACCGAAGAUAUCCAAGACUACAAGAAUGGACCUUCAAUUAAUGGUGGGAAGAGGAGCUGUACCCGGAAAAUGUUUGGGAAGAGAUUUGCAAGGAAGAGUUGAAGCACCAGUGAUGAAAGAAAAGUUUGAUCGCUUUGGUCUGGGUUAUAGACCAAAUGUAAAACAAAGAAGAAGGGAAAUAGAGAGAAGACGGGAGAGAAGAAAGGCACGCCUGAGUGGAAAUGAAGUUAGUUGGGAGCCUAUGGUUUUUCCUCAUAUAUCCAAGACCUUCGUGUCAGGAGGGUUUAUUCAUCCGGAACAAAGAGUGCUUGAGGUGGAAGGUGUUGAAGAAAUAUUGGGAGAUGUUCACAUCAAUGCCCUACACACAGCUGAAAGAGAGACUUGGCUAGAGAUUCGCCCUUACGAGCCUGGAAGUGAUCUGGACAAUUGGACUGCGGAAGAGAUUCCUGUAGUUUUUAGAGCUUGUUCAGAGUCCCCAGAUAUCAAUGAUAUGAGUGACGCUGCUUCAGACUCAGAAUCACCUUUCAAACGAGAUAGAUGUUUAGAAGGAUCACAGAAUUUUGAAGAUGACGUAGACUGCGAUGUAUCUCCGGACUUAUUGAGAAUGGUAGAAGAGGAGGAUAAGCAAAUCUCACCUCAUAGAGAAUCAUUGGAGAUUGUGAGUCUAGAGGAAGGAAAAGAAGUAAAGAUCGGAACUGACAUUUCUGCCAAGACAAGGCAAGACCUCAUUGAGUUACUCCGUGAAUUCAAAGAUGUCUUUGCAUGGUCAUAUCAAGAUAUGCCUAGGUUAAGCACUGAUAUUGUGGUGCACCGUCUUCUCAUAAAAGAGGAUUGCAAGCCAGUUAAGUAUUCAGAAUGGGUAGCUAAUGUUGUCCCUGUCCCUAAGAAAGAUGGGAAAGUGCGAAUGUGUGUAGAUUAUAGGGAUUUGAACAGAGCUAGUCCAAAAGAUAAUUUUUCGUUGCCUCACAUUGAUACUUUGGUAGAUAAUACUGCAGGUUAUUCAUUGUUUUCUUUCAUGGACGGUUUUUCUGGAUAUAAUCAAAUAAAGAUGCACCCAGAAGACAUGAGAAAGACCACAUUUAUCACUUUAUGGGGAACGUUCUGUUAUAAAGUGAUGCCCUUUGGAUUAAAGAAUGCGGGGGUAACUUAUCAAAGAGCUAUGGUAACUUUAUUUCAUGACAUGAGGCACAAAGAGAUUGAGGUUUAUGUUGACGAUAUGAUUGCGAAAUCCAGAACGGAAGAGGAGCAUGUUCAAGUUCUGCGAAAAUUAUUUUUGAGACUAAGAAAUUUCCAGCUCAAGCUUAAUCCAACAAAAUGCACCUUUGGAGCUAGGUCGGGAAAGUUGUUAGGCUUCAUAGUCAGUGGGAAAGGAAUUGAAGUUGAUCCAGACAAAGUCAGGGCAAUAUGA
Molecule: messenger RNA, 3243 nt
Organism: Gossypium raimondii (Peruvian cotton)
Lineage: Eukaryota; Viridiplantae; Streptophyta; Magnoliopsida; Malvales; Malvaceae
Exons: 4
Coding region: 1-3243 (1080 amino acids)
Source: RefSeq, a predicted model, not a curated record